GUUGACAUCAACACGCUCUGCAAGAUUCCGCCUGAGGAGAGGGAUCAGGAUGCAGUCACCAGUGCAUUGAUGAUUGCACUUCGCAGGAAAUUGUGAAGGCACUAGCCAUGCACCUUGUGCAGAUGCAGUGCUGCAUAAAAUCCAUGCUCUUCCCCUCUCGAAGCCUCGUCAAGUACGUUCCCCCAGAUUCAACAGCCCACCGUCGUUCAUGUCCAAGUUCAUUCCCUGUGGCGAGCACCAAAUUGUAGCACCACUUUGAGCACGCCUUCUAAGUUCUACCUAGUUCAAGUUACCAUUCGCGUCGAAAAGGUGGUGUGCAUGCAAGUUGCAGACAUGGCCGGGGGGACAACUUCAGCUGUUCUAGCGGUAGCAAUUGUCCUGUUGGCAAGGAGUGUGUCAGCUCAGCAGCUGGUUAGUUCUGUGCCAAUCACACCCGUGCUGCAGCUACAGGCAGCGCGUGUCAUCCCUGAUGUCGUCAACGGUGUUGUGUCUCCUGCUGAGAACCUCACCAUCAUCUAUGGUGGGGUAAACAGCGUAGGCUAUGGGAACGAGCUUACCGUCAACCAGACCCAGGCAGCUCCCAUUGUCAAUGUGAUCAACGGGAGUGACCCUGCCAGUCUUUACACUCUGAUCCUCUCAGACCCUGAUGUUCCGGACCCGUCAGUUGCGGGACCCAACUCUAGCUACCUGCACUACCUCGUCGUGAAUAUCACUGGCGGAGCGUCCAGCAACAUCGCUGUGACCGGAGUUCCCCUGGCCCCGUACCAGCCUCCUGCCCCCCCAAGCGGCCUGCACCGCUACGUGUUUCAGCUGUACAAGCAGAACGCAACCGCGAGGAUUGGCAACAUCAGUGUCUCCCGUUCCGGAUUCCUGCCGAAGACUUUCGCCGCAACUUAUGGGUUGGGCCUCCCAGUUGCGGUUAACUUCUUCCGCGCGCAGCCCGCUGGAGCAAACAAUCUGACGACCAACUCGACCCCAGAUGUUGUCGAGGUUCAAGAGCUGCUGAGGGGCAGGGUGAUCCCCCAGGUGGUGCCCCCAUUCACACCCCUCGCCCGGCUCAAUGUCUCCUAUGGGAACGGCACCCUGUCAUAUGGCCAGAUUAUUGCCCCGGCCGAAGCAACCUCCCCCCCCGCCGUGUAUGCUCAGGGCAUUGCCCCGGGCACCAUUUACAACUCGACGUUCCCCUAUUUCACGCUCGCCGUUGUGGACCCUGAUGCACCCGACCCGACUACGCCGACCAGUUCCCUUAUCCUGCACUACCUGAAGGUCAACAUUCCGACCAACACCCCGACCGCCAACAUUGUGAACGUCACUGGAGGCAACGUGCUUCAGACCUACGCGCCGCCGGGUCCCCCGACGGGACUCCACCGCUACACCUUCGUCCUGUACGGCCAAGGGAGGCUUUCUAACGCGACCGCCCCGGCCUCCCGCUCCCUCUUCAACCUCACCAGCUUCGCCCUGAAUAACACGCUGGGCAGCCCCCUCGCCGCCUUCUACUUCAACUCCCUCCGGGUUAACACGACCACUGCUGCCUUCGCUCCAGCCAAUACCAACGCCACGCUUGUGACCCCCACAGCGACUAACGCGACUGCGGCGAAAGUCCCCGCUCCGGCGCCGAAGUAACAAGCAAAAUGGUGCCUUGCGGGUCCGGCGUUCUAUUCAUAGGUCCCGGCUUUGAGUCUGUUCGAAUACCCAAGUGCGCGCUAACUUCUGCGAUUAACAAGUAGUACCAUAAACAGACGCCGUGCCGAGCUUGCAUCAAGGAGGAUGGCGCGCAUAUGAGACCAAAAUGAGUUGGGUCGGUUGAGUUAGGAUAGCGAGGCUAUUUUAUACCAUCAGGAAGUAUCCGGAAGUUACUCCUGAAGCCGGCGCCACGCUCUGUCAGUGUAUAGGCACGCAAGCUUGUAUUUUCAACGCUUUGACUCGCUCUGCAUAGACUUUUACAUGAUUCGGUGGGUCGACUUGAGAGGUGUGGUGCAAAGGUUCGAAUGUAUCUGUAUCAACCUUCAGGUGGUACUGAUAUGUAUUAGGACACGGAAAUCGUGGUUAACUCUUCUGCUAAACGUGCGUGCUUUCAUGAACGGUUUGGCAAGGGGUGAGGAACGAGUGAGCGUACGAGGCCAUGUGAGACUCGGAUAUCCCUUUCUUACUACCUGAUGAUUACU
Klebsormidium nitens is the source of this 2165-nucleotide messenger RNA. The record is from the annotation of a GenBank genome assembly. NCBI's taxonomy places the organism in Eukaryota, Viridiplantae, Streptophyta, Klebsormidiophyceae, Klebsormidiales, Klebsormidiaceae.